Molecule: messenger RNA, 3384 nt
Organism: Entamoeba invadens IP1
Lineage: Eukaryota; Evosea; Mastigamoebida; Endamoebidae
Exons: 1
Source: RefSeq, a predicted model, not a curated record
GUCGACGUCUUCCUCGAGGAAGAGAAUACGGAGAGUUGGCGAGUUGAUGCGUUUAAAGUGUCAGUGGUGUCGAAUUCGUCGAAACCUGAUGGGAAAACGCGAGAUAUUUUGAACGAACAAAAUGACAUUUUGGAGAAUUAUAUGAAGACGACGAAAUUGGUGUACUUCACGCGAAUCAAUUUGUAUAACAUCGAAGGACAAAAGACGGUAUUGGCAAAAAAGCUGAAGGAGUGCUCGACAAUACGAGCCAAAAUCCCGAAAAAUUGGGAGAAGGUGUCUGUGUUGUCUGAGAGUGAGUUGGCGAGUCGCAUUCGAAUCAUCCAGAACGGCGUUGAGCUGAAUGAAAACACCAAAACGAUCACAUCAAAUGAAGUGAUUUUGAAAAUUGGGGACGAGGCGAAACGGAGUGGGUUGAGCUUUAAAAAGGAAGGUCUCAAAGAGUUGAAUAACACGCACAAAAAACUUGAAGAAAAAUUGAUCAAAACGAUAUUAAAAAAUUCGGAAAGUGUUGCGUUUUCGGGGUGGAAUUUGUACGCGUCGCUGUUCGACUUUAUUAAUGAAGAAACGAAUUUGGUGCAGGCGAUGGGGACCUUGUGCUCGGGAGAAUAUAACACAAAAAGUGUUGAGAAUUCGAUAUUCUCCUCGUUGGUGUUUCUCUAUAAAAACAUUGAAGAGGAAGACGUCUUCUCGUCCGUUGAUUUGGCGUUUUGGAAGUUUCUUGAGUACGUGUUUGUGUUACUCCGAAAUGAAGUGAUUGAAGUGUUUGUGAAGAACAUUUUAGUCGAACAAUUUGCGAAAGUCAUGUGGGGGGUGUUCCGGCAGAAUAAAGAACUGCGGACGAACGCAAAUCUCGACAAAUACACUGAAAAGGAAAAUUCCGAAUUUAUAGAAGAACUGCUGAAGACAUGGAGAGAAGAUGAUAAGGCACCAACGAUCACUAUGCAUUGCACCGUUUGCUUAUUUGAAUCCAUUCUGUUCAUUGGUCUUAUCAAUGGGAAGUGUGAGAAUCGAUUUAAUAGUUCGUUUAUCGAAUUACUGAAUUCAAUGAAAACGCGAGAGGACUGUGACGAUUUUUUGGAGAUUCUUGAAUGGUACAAUGAAAGUGAAAAUUUGCAAGGAACUAGCGAAGUGAUGGAACAGUUGUACAGCGACUGUUUUGAAUAUGACAAGAAGGCAAAGGGCUUUGGAUAUUAUUUUAUGAUGUCGAGAAUCAUCCCAAAGUGCUUUCAAUUGAAAGGACUGAAAUGUGCUGAGAAAAUGAAAGAGUUUUGCGAACGAGAAGUGGACAAAGUGAUUCAUUUGAUCAACACAAAUAGUAAAAUCGACGAAAUUGAUAACUUGGAUGGAACGUUGGAAGUCUGCCUUGCUAUAAUAAAGUCACAACACUUUGACAACGGAAAGAACAUAUUUUUGGAGAAGGAUUUCCCUGUAUUUUUUGUGAAAUUGCUGGAGGUGUAUUUGUUUCCAAUUUUGGUCGUGAAAGACGGCAAUGAGACAUUCCCAAGAUGUAAGACAGAGAACUCAAGACAGUUGUGUUUCGAUUUUGUAUUGGAACUUGCGAAGAUCGGAGACCUCGGGAACUUUUUAGUUACCUGGACCUCCCGCUACAUUUCAUUUUUCGCAAAAAAAGAGUUCAAGUUUUGCACACCAUCCCUUGUUGGAAACAAGGUAGUCAUUGAUGCCUUACUGAUUUUCAGUGGAGUUGUAUCGCCACAGUUCAUGACAAAAACAACCGACGGGGAUCUCAAAAUAAUUUUGAGGGAGAUACAAACAAUUUUGUCGAAAAUACAGAACGAGCAAGAGUGUGAGAUUUCUACGAAGAACCUCGAAAACAUGUUGGAAAAGUACGACGAAAAAUGUUCCGACCAUUUACACAUCAUCAAAACGGUUUUUGGGCUUUUAAGGCAAAUUGGAUGGGACGACGGACUUGUUUUGGAAGACCAAACCCUCGACGACAUUUUCGAUCAUACUGAAAACCAAAGGGCAAAAUAUGUUGUUGUUUCCUCAAAUCGUAUCCUUCAAUUCAAAGAAAAAAUUGACAUAUUCAAUUCUCAAAACAAAGACUAUGAGUAUAUUUUGAAUGGCGAGAUAGGGGAGUCAACGUGGUUCAAGUUAGGGACGGAGUGGUUUAAGACGUCUCCUUUGGUUUCAAGCGAACGAGUCACUGUUGAGAAGGUGAGGGACUUUGGGAAGAAGUAUGAGCGGUCCGAGAAGAGCUUUGAGAACCUGAGUCAUCUCGACACGAGUGAGCUGUCCCAAACGCCACAAAUUUUCCUCUACAAGAUGUCGCCCAAAUGUGCUGUCAUUCCGCAACGCUUCUCAUCCUUUCACAACGAGAUUUUUCUUUUUUCGCGAAGCUUCCAGGACUUUGCAUUCUCUGUUGCAAAAACCUCAACUUUAUCACUUUCUAUCAAAUUUUCUCUGUUUUACAUGCAGACUGUUCUGUUUAGAAAUCCCAAUCUCCCGAAUUAUGAAGCAUGGGCGGCCUAUUUUGAUGAGAUUUAUGACAAAGUGACGUUUUGUUCAGAUUGGAUCUUUCAUUAUUUCACUCCAGAGGUCUUAACACUGUUCUUCUCUCGGAAUUAUCAGAUAUCGAAUGUGAUUUUUAAAAUGCUCAAGAAAGUUCUUUCAGAUAAAAUGGCGGAACGAUCUGAUUAUGAUUAUGAGAGAUUGAGUGAGAUUGCGACAUUUGCGGAACGGUGCAUCGUGAGUGUGGAGAAAUCGCCAAGGGAGAGUAUAGUCGACCUCUUUGAGUUCUUUGCGGUGAACAGUUUCAAAGAAAUGGAGUUUGUUGUUCUCAAGAAGAACAUCUUCUGGAGGAUAGUGAAGAUCCUCAAGAAUGGGGGUAUGAAGUACAUCAACGACAAGACUGCUGCUGCGCUUCUGAGAUGCUUCUAUACCCUUUAUGUAAAUUCCGACGUUAACGACAACGCAAAGAAGAGUAACAAGCAACUUGUCAAAUUAAGUUCCGACGAUUUUAUGGACGACGUCGAGUUUUUAUACGCUAUUAGUAAGUACGAAGUUUCUACGCUCUUUCUUGAAGAGUUUGUGAGAAUCACCUUUUUGGGAAAACCAGAGAGGAUUGUUAACUUCUUAACUUUCUUUACACAAAACGUGGGGGAGAUAUCAACUUCUCAAUUCCUCUUUUUAAAAUAUCUCUUUAAAGUUAAUGAGCGGUUUGAAGGCGAGAUGGCAAAGAUCAUGGUCAAGCCAGUUAAAAGUUUGAUAGCGAAGUGCGAGAAUGUCGGAGAGGUCGUCAGUCUGCUCAACAACGUUAUUGUUUUGUCGGAAAUUUCACAGAGCGUUUUCAUGUACCUUAAGGGUAUAUCAAAGUUUGUCAAUGAGAAGAUAUCAAAUUAUGGAAUCAAAAUUGCGUUUUUGUAA